AUGUCUGUUUCCUUGGAUAAACCAAAUUCUCUGGCUAGUUGCUUUCGGGAUGCUCUUCCUUCUGUUUUGAAAAAUUCCCGAAAUUCUGAGAUUUGGGGUGUUGAUUUGUUGCACGCAGAGUGGCAGGUACUGGAGCUGAUUUUGGGAAAGUUCCUCAGAAGACAUUCUGCAAUCCCCGCACUUCAACUCUCCAGGGCAAGUGUCUCACUUGAGAAAACUUUGGAAUGGCGACGCUUCUAUGACCCGAGGGCUCUCUUCACUGAAUUCGAGCCUCUGCUUUGUGACUUGGACGUGUGCCAUAUUACUUUAAAUGAGGGUCAGUAUGUGCUAUGGGUUAGCAUUGAUGAGAUGAAGAUUAAGGGAUACUCGCCAAUACAUCAAAUCCUGACGACAUCCAAAGGGUUGGUGAAGUUAGGUCUUGCUGUAAUGGAAAAGCUUUCCAUGCUUCUGCUGCAUGCAACCGCUAGUUCUGAUCUACAUGGCUAUUCAGCUUCCUGUGUGAUCGAAUUCAAGAUACAUGCCCCUCAAAAUACAAAGGAAGGACAACAGUCCUUCCAGAAAAAGCUACGCAAUGCCCUCGAAGAAUUGGUGACAUUCAUUCGGUACCACUAUCCCAAUAUACUGGAAAGGGCAUACAUCAUCAAUGCUCGGGAUGAAUACCUCGCAUACCUUGAUAUGGACGAAGGUCUCUUGAGAGAGACAAUAUUGCUGAAUAAACCAGAGGACCUUAGUCUAUAUCUUGGAUCACAAAUCCCACCUCAAUAUGGCGGUACUGGAAAAUCAUUUGGGGAAUCCGAUGUUCUCCAUAGCGACUGCCGUGCGAGGAAUUUAGGGAACAGCAGUCUCGAGACGCCAGAGAUCAGUACAGCAGCAAAUACUGACGUGGAGAAGACCAAGGUGGAAAAUGAAACUGCAGCUUCCGCUGUGAAUAUCAGCUGCACCAGUCGCGAAGGCUUGGAAACAGAGGCGCAGAAACUUCGCUUAUUUUACUCAGAAACCAUUGGACCUCCAUCUAUCAUACUUGACCCUGGCGAUUUGCAGACAGCAGAUGACCUUUGUCCCGGUAAAAUGGGCCCGCGUGUUGUUUUCGCAGAUUCAGACAUGGUUGUGAAAUUCGGCCCUGAUGUUUAUUUAGCCGAAGCCGAAGCGCUACAUUUGGCAUCUACCCGUACGACCAUAGCAACACCAAGGCUUCUGAGUGCAUAUAUUCUCGACGAUGUUGGAUACAUUGUAAUGUCAUAUGAAGCAGGCGAGCCACUCAAACGAUACUGGGACCGUGUUUCGAGUGCCGAGCAAGAUCGCGUACUGGAGCAGUUACGGGACUACGUGAACCAGAUGCGGGAGAUUCCAGGGGAUUUCAUCGGCGGACUUGACGAAUCGCCCUGUCGAGAUGGCAUCUUCGAGGCCGGCUACGGUGACUACACGAAGUAUAGCUACGGCCCAUACCCAUCCGAGGAAAGCUUUGACGAAGGAAUCAUCCAAGCUUUGCGAGAUCGAAUGCCCCCGAAAGUGCUCGAAGGUGAACAUGACAUGGAGUCUAACUUUUUCAACACCGAUUACAUACUAUACCAGACGGUCCGAGGUCUCAAAAACCACAAGAUCGUGUUUACACAUGGGGAUUUACAUCCGGGGAAUAUCCUUGUUCGGGCCGAUGGCAGUGUUGUUCUACUGGACUGGGGUCUAGCUGGAUUUUGGCCGGAGUAUUGGGAGUUCUACCGUGCCAUGCAUACUCCACACUGGAGAGCCUCAUGGGAUCGCAUGGUGGAGAAAUUUAUUCCACCUUUUUAUGUUGAGUAUAGCGUGAUUAAAAAGGUAUUCGCGACCGCGUGGAAUUAA
Molecule: messenger RNA, 1836 nt
Organism: Penicillium vulpinum
Lineage: Eukaryota; Fungi; Ascomycota; Eurotiomycetes; Eurotiales; Aspergillaceae
Product: aminoglycoside phosphotransferase family protein
Exons: 2
Coding region: 1-1836 (611 amino acids)
Source: RefSeq, a predicted model, not a curated record